This is a messenger RNA of Lachancea lanzarotensis, 927 nucleotides long. Its product is annotated as LALA0S04e09582g1_1. The transcript has a single exon. NCBI's taxonomy places the organism in Eukaryota, Fungi, Ascomycota, Saccharomycetes, Saccharomycetales, Saccharomycetaceae. Bases 1 to 927 code for a protein of 308 amino acids. The record is from RefSeq and is a predicted model, not a curated record.
AUGGGCAACUCUCCUAGCAAACCGCUUCGUGGCAUCAAAAAUGACCCAAAUGCCCCACCAUCACUGCGCUUUACAAGAAAACGACAAAUGGUCAUACCGGUGGCUUAUGGCAAGCGUAAAGAGUAUCUGUGUUUUCCAACGGCACAUUCGUAUGAGCUGUUCAAGGCUAGAGGCAAAAAGUUUAGCACUCCAGAAAAUAUGCAGGAUGAAGAUCUUGGGGUGCCAUUGUUCGAGUUCAAGAAUCUCGGUCCACUGGAAAGGUUUGGAAGCUCUGAAAAUGAACGAUAUUUGAUUUCAAAAUUUGUGUGCCAAUCGAUCUCGCAGCCUCCACCGUACUUUGAAAGUAUUGUGGUUUGUCAAAGUGAAACGCACAUCAUCUACAAGUCGCCAUUCUGCACUGUAAUCAAGGCUUUUAAAACCAGCAGAUGCAGUUACGAUUUUAUUUUCUACACUCCUAAUGAAAUGCCCCCGUUACGGCUUGUACAACACUGCUCAUCGGUUGGCUUGGAUACUCGUCUUGGCGACUGGGACGUCAGUUGGCGCCGCACGGGAAAGGAGGACUACGAGCUCUUGGUUCUGCUUCCACCUGAAGAAAGUGCCACCAUUCCUGGUAAUCACCCUAAUCAUAACCUGUUUGAGCCGAAUGCGCCAGUUUGGGCCCAAUACAUUGACGCAGAAGAAUCAUUCUCGCAUUCAAUGUCCGGAAAGUUCGCCGUACUUAACAUAGGUGAGACGGAUCUCGAAUCCGAUUCCACUGCAUACGGAAUUGCUAGCAUCCCCUGGUUCUCCCUGGUCAUUGCAUGCAUGGCAUUAGUACAAUGUCAUCGCAUCCAAGAAUACAGACACAGAAGCAGAGGUCCCGGUCGUAGAUAUUACAAUGCGACUCCGCUCAUGGGCAUCACAAAUGCCGGAUACGGUUAUUACUGA